AGCUAUAUUAUUGUGUUGUGCCGAACAUGGUCUUCCAACCCUGGACAGACUGCACUAACCCUUCAAUGCUCCAGUCAGAUCAGAAUAUCAAACUGAAAACCUGUAUGAGGGUGCCAUUGCUGAUACCUCAGGCACUCAGUGCAUUCAGCAUCAAUCCUGACCUGAAGUCCUGGGCCAUUUCUUGUAUGCCCCCACCCCCCAUCAACUACCCUGCACAUGUGUAUAUCAGAGCAAUUUGUGCUGAAAAUUGUGGUGCAUUUUUGUGCAGAAGGGCUGGAACUGGUAGCUUUCCUUCACUGCACCUAUUUGCAUUCUCACUGCUACUGUUGCUUCCACCUAACCUGAAGGUAAGUGUUUACUUACCCUCCAUUAUCUUAUCCAUAGGCCUACUUCAUGAGGGAGCAUCAUAAGGCAAACCCACAGUCAUCCAGGAAACAGUCCCGGAAAGGCAGAGGGGGGUGCAGUCAUUUGCAGUCAGGAAGUGGAGAUUUCAAUUUGUAACCUAGGCUUUGUAUCCCCAAUGCCAGCUGAACACAGGCUGUGCACAGGGAGUCCUCACUUAAAGUUGUGGUUUCAUUCCUGAGAGUUGCAACUUUAAGUGAGUCAUCAAUGUGUUAGGUUUUGGGCAACCUUCCUUUUAAAACCAUUACAACUUCAUAAUCUGUAAGAUGAAAUACUUUACAUUGCUAAACCCUCACAUCACUAAGUGAAGUCACUUUUAAAAUAAAACACAUCUAAAAAAUUUGAAAUAAAAAUGUGACUUCUUGCUUGCAGUACCUCCUGCUUGCACAUUCACAAUCCUAGAACUCCUGGGGAAAUAGCAAACCAAACUUUUAAAAGUGCUUCUCGCACAGAAUUUGUCAAAUGCCACAUCUCCUUUCUUCUCCAAUGCUAUUCUCCUCUCCCCUGUCCCAUUCACUAGGCAGUAGCUACCCUUUCAGCCAAUGUACUGUUAUUUGGUGUAACCUGUCCUCUUCCAUUCCUUUUUAGAAACUCUAGGAAUACUGAGGUUAUUUAUAAUCAAUGAUCUUCUAUGAAAAUGACUUCUGAAGCUGAUCUUGCCUCUGCUGUCCCCAUAUCCCAGCAUCAGAGCAGAUUGGGGAGAGGCUGCAAGUUGGGAUGGGCUUCAAGUCAGAGAGCUGGAGGGGCUGUAGGUCAUGCAGGAAACAAUGAGAUGAUCCUUGCUGCACUCAACUAGAACACUCGCCCUGUGAACUUACUGGAGUUAAAGUGAAGCGACGUUAAAUGGAAAAAUGGGGAGCCAGUUGCUGAGAAUUUUAGGAUGGAAGAGAGCUACCUGCCUCAAGAUUUGCAAGAGGGGCAAGUGAAGGUUUGCACCAAAUUCCUGUCUGUGGAUCCUUACAUGCGAUGCAGGAUGAAUGAAGACACUGGUGCAGAUUAUCUGCCUCCAUGGCAAGUGUCGAGUGUGGUGACUGGUGGAGGAUUGGGUCUGGUUGAAGACAGUAAACAUCAGAACUUUCAGAAAUGCGACGUCGUGACUUCAUUCAACUGGCCCUGGCAGACACGAGCUGUUGUGGACGGGGCUGUCCUGACUAAGCUUGACCCUCAGCUUGUUGACGGGCACCUCUCCUACUUCCUGGGUGCAGUGGGGAUGCCUGGUCUUACCUCUUUGCUGGGGGUGAGAGAAAAGGGGCACGUGACACCCGGUGCCAACCAAACGAUGGUGGUCAGUGGCGCAGCGGGAGCCUGUGGAAUGUUGGCGGGUCAGAUUGGUCGGCUCGAAGGGUGCUCUCGAGUUGUUGGGAUCUGUGGCACUGAUCAGAAAUGUCAGGUCUUGGUCAGCGAGAUCGGCUUCGACGCAGCCAUCAACUACAAGAAGGAUAAUGUUGCAGAGAAGCUCCGGGAAUACUGUCCAGCUGGAGUGGACACCUACUUUGACAAUGUUGGAGGGGAUAUCAGCAACACCGUUAUAAGUCAGAUGAAUCCAAACAGCCACAUCAUCCUUUGUGGACAGAUCUCCCAGUACAAUAAAGACGUGCCUUAUCCCCCUCCGCUGCCCCCUCCCACAGACGCUAUCCUGAAGGAGAGGAAUAUCACCAGAGAAAGAUUCCUGGUGCUGAAUUAUACAGAAAAGUUUGAUGUGGGUGUGGUCCAGUUGAGCCAAUGGCUAAAGGAAGGAAAGCUGAAGGUUCGUGAGACAGUGGUGAAAGGACUGGAAAACAUUGGAGCUGCCUUUCAGUCCAUGAUGAAAGGAGGAAACAUUGGGAAACAGAUUGUCCUGGUCUCUGAUGGUAAUAAAAGUGCCCAGUCACCCUGAUGAACCCAGCACCUGGCAUGUUGAAGGACACCACAACUAUUGUUGCAGUUGUGGCUGGCAGUGCCAUUGUUGGCCUGACUCUGUAAUGAAAUUAAGACACUGAUGGUUUCUCUCUGCUUUGUCGUUGAAUAGCUGGCAAGGAGAGAAACUUGAUGAUGCACCACCAAUGGAUGCAGUUUGGGUUAGGUUCAGCCUACCCUUCUCUGGCAUGCACCUUCACUGGAUCCUACCUGCUGUUUAGAUGUACAUGUAGAAAACUAGUUCACACCAAAAUAAAACCCUUGUGAACAGUUUGA
This is a messenger RNA of Rhincodon typus (whale shark), 2574 nucleotides long. It is a transcript of the gene ptgr2, whose product is annotated as prostaglandin reductase 2. Gene Ontology annotation, molecular function: 15-oxoprostaglandin 13-reductase [NAD(P)+] activity. NCBI's taxonomy places the organism in Eukaryota, Metazoa, Chordata, Chondrichthyes, Orectolobiformes, Rhincodontidae. Gene Ontology annotation, biological process: prostaglandin metabolic process. The transcript is spliced from 9 exons. Bases 1283 to 2278 code for a protein of 331 amino acids. The record is from RefSeq and is a predicted model, not a curated record.